This is a messenger RNA of Lathyrus oleraceus (garden pea), 725 nucleotides long. Its product is annotated as alanine aminotransferase 1, mitochondrial. Bases 78 to 452 code for a protein of 124 amino acids. NCBI's taxonomy places the organism in Eukaryota, Viridiplantae, Streptophyta, Magnoliopsida, Fabales, Fabaceae. Gene Ontology annotation, molecular function: L-alanine:2-oxoglutarate transaminase activity. The record is from RefSeq and is a predicted model, not a curated record. The transcript has 8 exons.
CACUCCUUACUUCUCAACAUCACCAUCCUAUCAAUCCUAUUCCCUUUCCAUCAUCGUCUUCCACUGCUUUUUCUUCCAUGGCUUCCAAUUCUUCUUCCCCUUUUCCUGUUACCGCUCAAAAUAUCAACCCACAGGUUCUGAAAUGUCAGUAUGCUGUUCGAGGAGAGAUUGUUACACUUGCUCAGAAUUUGCAAAAACAUUUGCUGGCCAAUCCAGACGCUCAUUCUUUUGAUGAGAUAAUUUACUGCAACAUUGGAAAUCCUCAGUCUCUUGGCCAGCAGCCAAUAACUUUUUUCCGAGAGGUUCUUGCAUUAUGUGACUAUCCAGCUCUUUUGGACAAAAGUGAAACUCAGGGUUUGUUCAGUGCUGAUUCAAUAGAACGAGCUUGGCAGAUUGUGGAUCAGAUUCCUGGGAGAGCAACGGGUGCCUAUAGUCAUAGUCAGAGGUGUUAAUCCGGUUUACUUUAUGCGAGAUACUCUUGCUUUGGGCCGAUUAAAGAUUCCCACCGAUUACUUUGAUGAAUUCAAGUGUGCAUUUUAUACAAAGGAUCAAGUGGACGAAAUCAAAGAGGAGUGGUGUCAAUUCAUGAUAGAGCUCAAUGUUUGUUCAUAAAUUUGUGUAAUUAAUGUGUACAUUUGUAGUAUAUGUUAUGACUUGUAAAUGUGUACAUAAAUUUGUAUAUAUUUUGAUACAUUUAAGGCAAAAUUGGUUUGAAUUGGUAUAUA